AGUCUUUCAUCUCCUACUCUCAAACUUAAAAUGGCUUCCAAGGACGACGAAGGCUCCAUUGGAACCUCCUUGCAUGGAGUCACAGCAAGAGAACAGGUCUUCUCCUUCUCUGUCGAUGUUUCAUCCCAAACUAUCAUAUCCGACGAUCCAACGGCCAAGUUUGCCAUGCCGGUUGAUUCCGAACACCGGGCCAAAGUGUUCAACCCACUCUCAUUUGCUAAACCUCACAUGAGAGCCUUCCACUUAGGAUGGGUUUCAUUCUUCACUUGCUUCAUCUCAACCUUUGCCGCGGCACCGUUAGUCCCCAUCAUCCGUGACAACCUCGACCUCACCAAAACCGACAUCGGUAAUGCCGGAGUUGCCUCCGUCUCCGGCGCCAUUUUCUCAAGGUUAGCCAUGGGAGCGGUUUGUGACCUCCUCGGUGCACGGUAUGGAACUGCCUUCUCGCUCAUGCUAACCGCUCCAAUGGUCUUCUCAAUGUCGUUUGUGACCGACGCGGGAGGAUACUUAGCCGUCCGGUUCAUGAUCGGUUUCUGUCUCGCCACGUUCGUGUCGUGCCAGUAUUGGACCAGCGUCAUGUUCAACGGGAAGAUCAUAGGACUAGUCAACGGCUGCGCCGGAGGGUGGGGUGAUAUGGGCGGUGGAGUGACUCAGCUACUCAUGCCAAUGGUCUUCCACGUGAUCAAGCUCGCCGGAGCCACUCCGUUCAUGGCUUGGCGCAUAGCAUUCUUCGUCCCUGGCUUUCUUCAAGUCGUGAUGGGCAUUCUCGUCCUCACUCUCGGCCAAGAUCUCCCUGAUGGUAACCUUAGUACCCUUCAGAAGAGUGGUCAAGUUUCUAAAGACAAAUUCUCCAAGGUUUUCUGGUUCGCUGUGAAGAACUACAGAACAUGGAUAUUAUUUUUGCUUUAUGGAUCUUCCAUGGGAAUUGAAUUGACUAUCAACAACGUUAUCUCCGGAUAUUUCUACGACAGGUUUAACCUUAAGCUUCAAACAGCCGGUAUUGUAGCAGCCAGCUUCGGCAUGGCAAACUUCUUCGCACGUCCCUUCGGUGGCUAUGCUUCUGAUGUAGCAGCACGACUCUUUGGCAUGAGAGGCCGGUUAUGGAUCUUAUGGAUCUUUCAAACCAUAGGAGCUCUCUUUUGCAUCUGGCUAGGUCGUGCUAAUACACUUCCCAUAGCAAUUUUGGCAAUGAUGCUCUUCUCAAUCGGUACACAAGCAGCUUGCGGAGCACUCUUCGGGGUUGCACCUUUCGUCUCUCGCAGAUCUCUAGGGCUCAUAUCGGGACUAACUGGCGCAGGAGGAAACUUUGGUUCCGGUGUGACUCAACUUCUUUUCUUCUCAACUUCGAGGUUUAGCACAGCGGAAGGACUCUCGUUGAUGGGAGCUAUGGCGGUUUUGUCCACGCUCCCCGUUGCGUUUAUACAUUUUCCGCAAUGGGGAAGCAUGUUUUUGAGACCGUCGAGAGAUGGAGAAAGAUCCAAGGAGGAAUAUUACUACGGCUCUGAGUGGACAGAGGACGAGAAACGACAAGGGUUGCACGAAGGAAGCAUCAAGUUCGCUGAGAAUAGUCGGUCUGAGAGGAGCCGGAAAGUAGCUUUGUCUGACAUUCCAUCACCGGAGAACAGAACUCCGACUCAUGUUUGAAGACAUUUUUCCUUAUAUAUAUAUACAUAAACCCUACCCUUUUAUUAGUUUCAUGUUCCUCUCAUAUGAGAUAUGUAACUGAGCAAGAUCUUGCUCUAAUAGGUAAGUUUCGAUGAGCUCGGUACUUGCUUCGUAUUAGUUAUUGUAAUGUCUAUCAGUUCAAUGAAAGUAAAA
This is a messenger RNA of Eutrema salsugineum, 1818 nucleotides long. RefSeq names its product high affinity nitrate transporter 2.3. Gene Ontology annotation, biological process: cellular response to nitrate; nitrate transmembrane transport. Gene Ontology annotation, cellular component: plant-type vacuole membrane; plasma membrane. NCBI's taxonomy places the organism in Eukaryota, Viridiplantae, Streptophyta, Magnoliopsida, Brassicales, Brassicaceae. The record is from RefSeq and is a predicted model, not a curated record. The coding region runs from base 31 to 1644 and encodes 537 amino acids. The transcript is spliced from 3 exons. Gene Ontology annotation, molecular function: nitrate transmembrane transporter activity.